Debaryomyces hansenii CBS767 is the source of this 327-nucleotide messenger RNA. RefSeq names its product DEHA2E12364p. The record is from RefSeq and is a predicted model, not a curated record. The transcript has a single exon. The coding region runs from base 1 to 327 and encodes 108 amino acids. Lineage: Eukaryota; Fungi; Ascomycota; Pichiomycetes; Serinales; Debaryomycetaceae.
AUGGGUGCAACGACAGAAUCGGAAGGUAAAUGGUUUACAUCUGAAAGUUUGAUUAUUUUCAUGUCCCAUUUGGGUAUUGUCGAUCGCUUUUUUCAAGCCGCACUAUUUUUAAAAAAUAUUUCAUUCCAAUUUAUUUUUUGUGGUCUCCAGAUUUUACGUCGUGAGAAUAACCUAUUUCUAAUUUUAUUUUCCGUCAUAUCUUCUUCGCUAACUAACCUUACAUUUACUUACACUUCGCUUGAUUGCUCCUAUUCUCUACAUCUUUUUCUGAAAAUGAUACUCAUGUAUUUUCUUCUAAUUCUCGUUGACCUUCUGACUUUUUGUUAG